Neltuma alba is the source of this 647-nucleotide messenger RNA. Its product is annotated as protein EARLY RESPONSIVE TO DEHYDRATION 15-like. The record is from RefSeq and is a predicted model, not a curated record. Lineage: Eukaryota; Viridiplantae; Streptophyta; Magnoliopsida; Fabales; Fabaceae. The coding region runs from base 70 to 390 and encodes 106 amino acids. The transcript is spliced from 3 exons.
AUUUCAAGCUCCUCUUUUUGUUGUUUGGUAUCUCCAGAUUUUCCUUCAGAUAAAGAAAAAGGAUAGGAGAUGACGUCAGUUUCAACUUUGAAUCCUAAUGCUCCUCCCUACAUUCCUGCCGCGUUCCGCCAAGUGGAAGAUUUUUCUGCAGAAUGGUGGCAACUGGUGACAACAUUUCCCUGGUACCAUGAUUACUGGCUCAGCCACCAGGACGAGGAAGGUUUUUAUGAGCAUGAAUCAGACAGAAAUAGCGUCACUGAUUUGCUGCCUGAUACAUUUGAUCUUGACGUCACUGAAGAUUUCUUUGUUCACUAUUCUGAUUCUCAAGAGGUAACUGGAUCCGUCACUUCAGUUGAAGCAGAGCAUGUAGGGAAGCUUCCACCAGCAUAAGCACAGGAUGACUUCAGCAGCCUGGAUGGGUCCUUUAGCUACUUACCAUAUUAUCUGUAUCUUUAACCUUUAGUUAUUUACCAUAUUAUCUGUAUAGGCAAGGGUUCAAAUUUCUGUUCAAAAAAUUAUGGAAAAGAAUUGUUCGAAGCUUCAUCAAGUGCUAUUUUAGGUAAACUUCUAGACGGAUGUUUAUGAGUAAAUCUCGCGCAGCAGAAUUCAUGAGCUUAAUGUUAGAAACAUGGAUGGAGAAAAAUUUU